AAGUAGCUAGUACCAAUAUAAUUAUGAAAUCCUAACAGUAAAUAAAAUUUUAACUCGCAAUAAUGUAAUGAAACUGUACCAGUUAUUUAUAUUAAUUUCUAUUACGUCUAGUCGUUUAUCGCUCCUAUGAGUGAAUCAGCGUAAAAAUAUGUAAUAAUUCCUACGAUACCGAUUUGUUUGAAGAAUAAGGAAAAUAUGGUAGUAAACCGGUCACUAACUAUUUAAUACUCAAGGAGACUGCUUGCAUAUCAGGCGGCCAAAUUGUCUUGAUACCUAGCUAAAUUAAAAACCUACAUAUUUAACCUAAAUAAGAAACAUGAGUGUUGAAGUGAAUAAAAGUGUUUUUAUAAUUUAGUUUACGGUGAUAUUAAUGAGUUUUAUUUAGUUAAAUAUUUAAUACAGAAAAAGAAAAAUAGGGUAUUUGUUUACAACUCAAAUGUCAAAUUAGUUUGGUCACUUAAACUAGUUUUUUAACAAAAAUAAUGCACAGUGAUACGGAAGAUUCUGUGUUUAGUAAUAAAUAUUCUAAUGCUGAAGCUCACUACUCGGUGGAAAAUGAGGGAUGCCGCGUGUUGCCGGUGUCUGAGACUACUGCCGAUGGGUUAGACCAACAAAGAACACUGUACCGGCCCAGGAGUGUAAGCCUCUUUGACCAAACGGAGGAUCGUCAACCUCUGCUGAAACUUCAAAAGAUCACCGAUUCAGAUGAAGGAGACAAUGUUUCAGAAGAUCUUUCAAAAUCAGACAAGAAACUGCUCAUGGUGCCAGCGGUUACACUACCAAAAAUUUCCAAACUAAGCCUAAGGUUUAGAAAACUAAACACAGCCUUACUAGAAGCUGUUAAACAUCGAGGUGUACAAGAAAUUGAGAGACUGGUGCAAGCCGGAGCUAACCCGAACGCAACGUCUGGUAUAGAUUGUAUUUCAGCCUGUCACCUGGCAGCCUUGAGAACUGAUGGAGCCCUGGAAAUACUGCUCAAAGCGGGAGCAAACAGAAAAAGGGUAGAUAGAGUUGGUAGAACUCCACUGCACUUGGCCGCUUGGGCAGGAAAUGUUAAACAAGUUGCCAUUUUACUUGGUUUCUCUAAAAAAUUGCAAGAUAGACUGGAUGCUGGCGACAUAAUAGAUGCCACUGAAGAUGAAGUAAAACAUUUGACUCCAGAUGUAAUAGAAUUUGUCAACGUUAAAUGUGACUUCUGCACCAACGCCGCUUUACCAACACAUUGGAGGGACAACACGAGGGAUUGUCAUAUCAAAAGUCUUGAACGAAAUCUGCCAACAUUUCAACUAGGCUGGUCAGCAUUGCACGCGGCGAGUGCAAGAGCCCAAUGUCACAGUGCCCGCCUCCUUUUGGCCGCAGGCGCAGAUUUAGAGGCACGUGAUCUUGUGGGAAAGACUCCUUUAGACGUCGCUGGAUCUGCUUUCUAUACUGAUCAAGUCAUUGAUCCCCAGAAGUUUGCUGAGUUAGUGACGUUACUAGUUGGUGCCAAUAGCCAGAAACUCACAUUCAAGAACAAGAAAAUAGUUGACACUCCGCUUCACACAGCUGUUGAACUGGGCAGCUUAGAAGCAGUGUCCGUUCUUGUGGGUGCAGGCAUGCCAGUCAACUGGCUUAAUCGGGCAGGGAUGACACCACUGCAUAUAUGCGUCAAGAAAAAACUUAAAGAACAUUUACAGAUAUUAGCAAACCACGGAUACUGUGAUGAAGAAGUUCCCGUAGCAGUCGAUUUCAAAGACAAAGACGGACAUACUGUGCUCUAUAAAGCCAUCUUAGAAGGCUGGGCGCCUGGAGUUUGCAUCGCGAUAGAAGCCGGAUCUAGCGUUACAGCAAGAGAUAAUAAUUAUGAUACACCGCUACAUUUCGCAGCCAUGUUUGGUAAUGUGGAAAUACUAAAUGAAAUAUUAAAUGUAGCUAAACAUUACGACGACGUUAUAGAUGCUACUAACAAUCGAAGGGAAACAGCUUUAUUUAAAGCUGUUAUUAAUGGCCAUUUAGAAUGUGUUAAAAAACUACUUGACGAAGGAGCUUCCAUUACCAAAACUUUACCAAGACAAGUGAACGUCUUCCAUAUUGCUGCAGAGAAAGGUUACCUAGAUGUCCUCACAGUCUUACUAGACCACGACUAUAUUAUAACUAGGAGAGUGAUUAAUUACCUAACAGCUGAUGAUAAAAAAGGAUAUGGUCCCAUACAUUUUGCUGUAGAGAACAAUCACCCAGCAUGUGUCAAGAUACUAUUAUCUAGAAAUACGUAUAGAAGUCUAAGAUCUUCUUACGGGCUACAAAAAGGCUCAACACCUUUGCACAUCGCUGCCAUUCAUAACAACGUAGACAUUGCAAAAAUCUUAAUGAAAAACAAUGAACACAUUGUCCACAUCAUCAAUGACAUGGGAUGGACUCCACUUCACACAGCUAGUCACUAUGGAAGUAGAGACAUGAUUACGCUACUACUCAAGGAAGGUGCUGAUUUGUCUAAAGCCACGCGUGGACCUAAUAAAUGUAGGACUACCGCAAUAGAUAUGAUUAUGAAUAAUUUGCCCAAGCCCACUGAGUUUAUGGAAAAUAUAUUUGAUACCUACAUUUCUACGAAUGAUUUAAACCUUCAUGAUCCAGAUUGUGAAGUUACUGUGAAUUAUAAAAUCUUGGUGCCUAAAGAAGAUGAAAAUAUACAAAUGAAAGUCAUAGAUGCGCUAUUGAACACUGGGAAUAGGUAUGGUCAAAACCGACUAUUGCUACAUCCAUUACUGGAAAGUUUUUUAUUCUUAAAAUGGAAAGCUCUCCUACCGUUUUUCUAUACGAUGCUAGCGUUCUAUGCUUUCUUCGUCCUAUCAUUGACAACGUACAUUAUAUCAGUAUUUUUUUACAAAGAUACUGGAAAUACUGCACCGCUGCUUUUGGAUACUACAGGUUGGGCUGUUAUUAUGUACAUCACUAUUGUUACAGUCAUGUUACAAGAAGUCCUUUACAUGAACGUGAGCAACGGCUACUUCCUACGGUUGGAAACUUGGAUAAAGUUUAGCUCUGUAUGCCUCGCCGCGAUCCUGCCUUAUGUCACACAAAUUAAAGUGGAUAAAGAAUUGGACUGGCCAAGACAUGUCGCCACCACGGCUCUACUACUUUCCUGGCUGGAAAUGAUGUUUCUAUUAUCCCGGUUUCCAAAUUGGGGAUACUAUGUACUUAUGUUCGGGAAGGUAUCUACAAAUGUUAUAAAGAUUCUUCUAACAUUCGCAUUCCUGGUGAUUGGGUUCGCCUUGAGCUUCAUGAUACAGUUUCAUUCACAAAAGCCCUUCGAGUCGCCCUGGGCCGCCCUCGUCAAAACUAUAGUGAUGAUGACAUCGGAGUUCGACUAUGGAGAUCUUGUGAAAGAAAAAGAUUCCAACAAAUUUGUCACCUCCUUGCUUGUUGUCCGCGUCAUUUUCUUAAUAUUCCUAAUAUUAGCAGCCAUAGUACUUAUGAAUUUGAUGGUAGGUGUCGCUGUCAAUGAUCUGCACAAUUUACGGGUACUUGGCAAUGUACGAAGACUUGGAAAACAGGUAGAAUUUUUAGGAUCUUUAGAACAUUUAGUCUAUAAUAGAAUUUUAACGAAAAUCUUACCAACACAGCUUGAAGAAAUGUUAAAAAGGAAGAAAAAGAUAUGUUCUACAUUCGUUCUUAGUCCUAGUGUACCUAAAUCUAAAUGUUAUAGAUCUCUGCCGUCCCGCAUUAGGGAAGCUAUAUUUGAAAAAGCUCAGUUUAGAAAAAAACAAAGAGACGACGAGCUAGGUUCUCAAAAUUAUAAAAAGAAAUUAGAUGAAAUAUACAGAGCUACGGUUAAAUUGAAAAAAGAUAAUAAUACAAAAACUGAUAGAUAUAUAACCAAUAAAAGUAUUAAAGAUGCCGCGGGAAACAUAGCGAAACUUGACACUGCAAUUAUUGAAAUAAAAAAUCAAACAAAGUUAGAAAUAAAUCAAAUUAAAGCGUCUAUAGAUACUCUGAACAAUAAAAUUGAUAUGAUUUUAAACAAAUUGUCAAAUUGAUUUAGUCAAGAAAACCGUUGAGACCGUUUGUAUUAUACAAAGAUGUAUUUAGAUUUAAUAAACUUUUUAGAAUACAACAAAAAUUAUUUUGGAGCCAUACACCCAUAAAUAAAUAAGUUAUUUUGAGUUAAAGUAAACAUUUUCCAUUACAAUAAAAAAAAUAUGUAACCAACCUUGACAUUUGGGACGUUGGGCUUAUUAAAAGGUAACUAAUGACUUCCCAAAUCCCUAAAAAAAUUACGUCGGUCCACGCGUCAUACAUCCUGUACCAUGUUGUAUGUCGUAUGACUUACUUGACUUAAUAUCCUGUGUCCCGUAGAUGGGGCAGAGAGCAUCCACUGAAGUUCUCCAUCGCGAUCUGUCUAGAGUUUCACGCUUCACGUCGUCAAACCGAUGCUUGUCGCUUCUGCCAGUACGGUGUGGUGCCAGGUUUUCUGAGGACGGCCACGCUUUCUUAUCCCUAGGGAAUUCCAGUACAACGCUUGUUUGGCUAUAUGGCCCUUCGGAGCGUGUGGCUUAUCCACCACUCCCCACUUGCGGCGUUUGAUCUGUCGGUCGGUCGGGCUUUCAUAUCUCCAAAGGCUCUACAUUGGAUAUAGUCUCGGGCCAGUAGAUUCCAAAAAUGCGACGCAGGCAUCGGUUGACGAAAAGUGGUACCUAGGUCGUACAUGUAAUUAUAACAUUUUAAGGACAUUUCUUUGAGUUUGAGUAACCAAUUGAGUUACAUAUAAGAGUGUCCUGACCUGAAUUUGACCGGCAAUUUUAUCAGUUUUUAAUUUAGUUAUUUUAUGUUGCCUUUUAACUGUAGGUACUUCUUCGUCAUCAUCAUCAGCCGGAAAACGUCCACACCUGAGUAAAGAAAACUGUACUUUUGACUGUACUUUUUUUGAGUGGGAAAAAUCAUCCGAUGUCUUCAGAGUGUCAGACUCUGCUCUUCGAACCGGCACCCGUCAGAGCUUUCGCUGCUUAGUAUUGGGCAUCAGCCCUACUAGGCCAUAUCUGUGGUGGGCUGAUGGCUCUUUGAGGCGCGCGCGGAACGCGACGCAUCGUACGUUCGUCUGGUUCUAAUCAAGCGGCGAGCAACCCUUGCUCAUUGUCUUUUGACAUCAUAUGGUCAUCGUUGAUAAUUUCGUAUGCAUUUAUUGAAUUAUAUUCUAGCAAUUUUGUACUGAUAAGCCAUUAAAUAAGUUUAGGAAUGUAAAUUAAUAAACAACAAAUUAAUGAAUGUAAAUUAAUAAACAAAAUAAUUUUGUCAUACAUAAAAUAAAUAUUUAAAAAUCCUCAA
Molecule: messenger RNA, 5298 nt
Organism: Spodoptera frugiperda (fall armyworm)
Lineage: Eukaryota; Metazoa; Arthropoda; Insecta; Lepidoptera; Noctuidae
Product: transient receptor potential channel pyrexia
Exons: 11
Coding region: 483-4013 (1176 amino acids)
Biological process (GO): transmembrane transport; monoatomic ion transport
Cellular component (GO): membrane
Molecular function (GO): monoatomic ion channel activity; protein binding
Source: RefSeq, a predicted model, not a curated record